This is a messenger RNA of Penicillium riverlandense, 738 nucleotides long. Its product is annotated as shikimate dehydrogenase family protein. The transcript has a single exon. Gene Ontology annotation, biological process: shikimate metabolic process; chorismate biosynthetic process. The coding region runs from base 1 to 738 and encodes 245 amino acids. The record is from RefSeq and is a predicted model, not a curated record. NCBI's taxonomy places the organism in Eukaryota, Fungi, Ascomycota, Eurotiomycetes, Eurotiales, Aspergillaceae. Gene Ontology annotation, molecular function: shikimate 3-dehydrogenase (NADP+) activity.
AUGCCCAACAAAGUUGCAUUCCUCGACCUACUGGAUGAACUGUCCGAAGAGGCUACAGCUAUCGGGGCUGUCAACACGUCAUUUGUUCGACUCGACCAACAUGGAAAUCGGAGACAUGUUGGCACAAACACCGAUUGCAUUGGCAUACGUGAGGCAAUCUUAAAUCAAGCCCCACUUGCAUCCAAGGCUGCACAAGGUCGACCCGUGCUGGUAAUCGGAGGCGGGGGCGCGGCUCGAAGCGCGAUUUAUACUCUCUGGAGGUGGUUUGGGCCUUCUAAAAUCUACAUCGCCAACCGCCUCAAGUCGGAGAUAGAUGCCUUGGUUCAGUUUUUCCACUCUACAGCACCAGGAAUGAGGCUCCACCCGUUAAUCACCGUGGAAGAAGCACGGUGUAUUGAUACUCCGUACAUUGUGGUGGGCACCAUUCCAGACAACCCACCUCGAGAGCCCGGCGAGAUUCUUUGUCGACAAAUCUGUGACACGAUUCUUCGCAAAGACGGCAGAGGUAUUUUCCUCGAUAUGUGCUACCUGCCAUCUCCGAUGACACGCCUUUACACUAGUGCCGCUGCAAAUGGCUGGCAGGUUGUCUCUGGAACUGACGUUCUGGUGCGAGUAUGCAUUGCGCAACAGACCUUGUGGCUGGAAAUGAAUACGAAUGAGGCUGGUAUGAGAGAAGCCACGUCAGCUCUUUGGGAAAUUACCCAAUCUCAACAUAGGACUCAAAAUUCCAAGCUUUAG